Drosophila busckii is the source of this 948-nucleotide messenger RNA. RefSeq names its product 3-hydroxyacyl-CoA dehydrogenase type-2 (gene scu). The record is from RefSeq and is a predicted model, not a curated record. The coding region runs from base 49 to 816 and encodes 255 amino acids. The transcript is spliced from 2 exons. Gene Ontology annotation, molecular function: estradiol 17-beta-dehydrogenase [NAD(P)+] activity. Gene Ontology annotation, biological process: androgen metabolic process; estrogen metabolic process; fatty acid metabolic process. NCBI's taxonomy places the organism in Eukaryota, Metazoa, Arthropoda, Insecta, Diptera, Drosophilidae. Gene Ontology annotation, cellular component: mitochondrion.
CGGUGUUUUAUUAAUUUCUGUUUUUUUUAUUUUAAACAAAGCAUAAAAAUGAUUAAGAACGUUGUGACGUUGGUAACUGGUGGCGCAUCUGGCCUGGGACGUGCCACAGCGGAGCGUUUGGCGCGUCAAGGAGCCAGUGUCGUCCUGGCCGAUUUGCCCUCAUCCAAAGGUAACGAAGUUGCCAAGGAGCUGGGCGACAAGGUAGUCUUUGUGCCCGUGGACGUCACCUCGGAGAAGGAUGUUAGCGCUGCUUUGCAAACUGCCAAGGAUAAGUUUGGUCGCCUGGAUUUUACGGUUAAUUGUGCUGGCACUGCUACCGCUGUGAAGACUUACAACUUCAACAAGAAUGUUGCACACAAGCUAGAGGACUUCCAGCGUGUCAUCAACAUCAACACUGUGGGCACGUUCAAUGUGAUUCGUUUGUCUGCUGGAUUGAUGGGCGCCAAUGAACCCAAUCAGGAUGGACAACGUGGCGUUAUUGUGAACACUGCUUCUGUGGCAGCCUUUGAUGGUCAGAUUGGUCAAGCUGCUUACUCUGCCUCUAAGGCAGCUGUUGUGGGCAUGACGUUGCCCAUUGCCCGUGAUCUGAGCACGCAGGGUAUUCGCAUUUGCACCAUUGCGCCGGGUUUGUUCAAUACUCCAAUGUUGGCUGCGCUGCCAGAGAAGGUGCGCACUUUCUUGGCCAAGUCUAUACCCUUCCCUCAGCGUCUGGGUGAGCCCAGCGAAUACGCCCAGCUGGUCCAGUCUAUCUAUGAGAAUCCCUUGCUCAAUGGCGAGGUUAUUCGUCUGGAUGGUGCUCUCCGCAUGAUGCCCUAGACAUGUGCUAAAAAUCCCAACUCAAUUGCAUUUAUAUUUUUGUGAAAUUUGUCUAUUAUAAGUCCAAAGUAAAGCUAUAAAAUCACCGAUUUAUUGACUUUUAUCGGUGACUUCGAUUAUUUCAAUUGGAAA